GAGUAAAGCAACCUUUAGCUUCAAACUCAUUUCUCUCUUCCCCACUUCUCUUUUUCCUUAUUUCCGUCUCGUAUCGGAACUCCCACCACUGGAUUCCAAUCGAAAUUGGAUUGAAUCCAGUGGGUGGUGACAUCUCAAAGUAAUUUUAAUCAGACUCAAGGACUCCUCUAGCCAAAUUUUAAGUAUUCCAUUGGUUCUGUUGUACUUGUAUAUCAAAGUAGUUCUCUUACCUUCUUGAGUUUGGAAGUUGAGAUGGACAAGGUGACAAGAUUGGCCUCCGAGAAUGGGGUGAUGAUUUUCAGUAAGAGCACUUGCUGCUUGUGUUAUGCUGUCAAUAUUCUAUUUCAGGAACUUUCUGUGACUCCUGUUGUUCAUGAGAUUGAUCAGGACCCUGAAGGAAGGGAAAUUGAGAGGGCUCUCUUGAGGAUGGGGUGUAAUGCUCCUGUGCCAGCAGUGUUCAUAGGAGGCAAGUUGGUAGGUUCCACCAAUGAAGUCAUGUCUCUCCACCUAAGCGGCUCCCUUAUUCCACUGCUGAAGCCCUAUCAGGCUCAGUCUUAAUUCUACUGCUCUCAUGAAAUAGUACAAGAAUAAGCUUGGCCAACACUAUGGCUCUUUAAUCAGUAGUCUAUGUAGCUAUUUUAUGUAUUGAAUGCCAGGUAGCUUUCCAUUAGCUUAAGUUUGUAGCUGCUUUGCCUAGCAAAGAAAGAGGAAAGGAAGUAGCCUAGCUAUUUACUUUCCUUGAUGAAGUUAACUCUAUGUAUUAAUUGUCUCCUCUAUUUGGUAUUGAUGAAAGUCAGUUGCAGUUAUUCAGUUA
Molecule: messenger RNA, 814 nt
Organism: Diospyros lotus (date-plum)
Lineage: Eukaryota; Viridiplantae; Streptophyta; Magnoliopsida; Ericales; Ebenaceae
Product: monothiol glutaredoxin-S9-like
Exons: 1
Coding region: 253-558 (101 amino acids)
Cellular component (GO): cytoplasm; nucleus
Source: RefSeq, a predicted model, not a curated record